Messenger RNA from Scleropages formosus (Asian bonytongue), 1072 nucleotides. Its product is annotated as troponin C, skeletal muscle. The coding region runs from base 184 to 669 and encodes 161 amino acids. Lineage: Eukaryota; Metazoa; Chordata; Actinopteri; Osteoglossiformes; Osteoglossidae. The record is from RefSeq and is a predicted model, not a curated record. Gene Ontology annotation, cellular component: myosin II complex. The transcript is spliced from 6 exons. Gene Ontology annotation, molecular function: calcium ion binding.
GCCAGCCUCGUAGAGCUGCCGGCCAAUCGCAGGGGGCUCCAGGACUCCGUUCAGGUUGCACGGUACAUAACGCGGAGGCGGGGGGCGCGCGACCCCAGAACUCGUGCGCUGUGUCUCAGUUCUCCGCCGCGCGCUGCUCGCCCGUGUCUCUGUGAGCCAGAAGCCCCCCCGCAACCAGGCACCAUGCCGACCGACGCGCAAGCCGACGCCCGCUCCUUCCUGAGCGAGGAGAUGAUCGCUGAGUUUAAGGCCGCCUUCGACAUGUUUGACACCGACGGUGGCGGUGACAUCAGCACCAAGGAGUUGGGCACUGUCAUGAGGAUGCUGGGACAGAACCCCACCAGAGAGGAGCUGGAUGCCAUCAUCGAGGAGGUGGACGAGGACGGUAGCGGCACCAUCGACUUCGAAGAGUUCUUGGUCAUGAUGGUACAGCAGCUCAAGGAGGACCAGGCUGGGAAGAGCGAGGAGGAGCUGGCAGAGUUCUUCCGUAUGUUUGACAAGAACUGUGAUGGCUUCAUCGACAGGGAGGAGUUUGGCGAGAUCCUGCGCUCUUCCGGGGAGCCCGUCACCGAGGAGGAAAUCGACGAGCUCAUGGCCGACGGCGACAAGAACAACGACGGCAAGAUCGACUUUGAUGAGUGGCUCAAGAUGAUGGAGAACAUCCAGUAGACUGGCGAACAUUCCUUUCCCGAUGCCUCUGCUUGCCAAGGACUCUUUCUGUGGCCUCGUGCCCCUCGCCAUUCGGAAAUCGACCCCCUCAGAGACCCGACAGCUGCUCUCGCGUCCGCACGCGCCCUCGGGCCCCGCAGCCGCGACGAGCGACGGGACACUUGACACCUCGUGUGACACGGCGGGCUGUGCGGCCCUCGCCGGUAAAGGCGCUACCUCGCGCUGGCACUCUGCACCUUUCUGGGAGCGUGUAUAAAUAUCCCCCUGCAGGACGAGCAUCUAGCCCCCCGCCGGCCCCCCGUGCCCAGCUGUCCCCCCGCGCACCUGCUGCUGUGUCCGUCACGCUGUGCCCUUUUACAGAAAGCUUCUAAAAUAAAACCACUUUCCGGCGCUGAUUCACAAA